Messenger RNA from Clupea harengus (Atlantic herring), 4222 nucleotides. RefSeq names its product mitogen-activated protein kinase kinase kinase 5. The record is from RefSeq and is a predicted model, not a curated record. Gene Ontology annotation, molecular function: ATP binding; MAP kinase kinase kinase activity. Gene Ontology annotation, biological process: MAPK cascade; cellular response to stress; protein phosphorylation. NCBI's taxonomy places the organism in Eukaryota, Metazoa, Chordata, Actinopteri, Clupeiformes, Clupeidae.
AUGUUUUUGAGUGUGACAGGAGGGGUGGGGAGGGCGUGACCAAUCGUCUGAAGGAAAGGAAUGUUGAAGAAGACUCACCUGGUAACUUGCAGGAAUACAGUUGCGCUAUGAAAAGAAGAUGAAGGAAUUCCAGUUUAACUUAUUCGUAGUUGAGCAAAAGACAGUUUAACGGAGAUACGAUGUACACAUCCGAACGCAGGCGAAUGAGCCUGCAUGAGAUCAAAAGAAAAGAUCCUGUUAGAGUUUCGGCUGGAAGUCUAUGGCAGGAUCCUUUGGCAUGUAUCGAACUCAGUAACACCUCGGGUAAAAAUAUAAUUUCGCCUCGAAGUCGGACGAGGGCACUGGCAGUUAUCCACAUUGCCAUUGAGCAUGCUUCAGUGCCCCAAACACAGGAAAAUCUUUCUCUAAAGUGCCUUAAAGAAGCAUGCGCUGACACACAUGCGGUGUUGAAAACCAUUCCGUUCGAGAGAAUAGCACUGGGGACAACUGAUGUUUUGGACAAUUUUUACAACGCAGACGUUGCAGUGGUAGAGAUGAGUGAUUCGUUUUGCCAGCCCUCUCUUUUCUAUCACCUGGGCGUGAGGGAGAGUUUCAGUAUGACGAACAACAUCAUUCUCUACUGCAAUAAGCAGGAGAAUGACCUGCAAGCCCUCAAGGAACAAUGUGGGAGCUACACCUUCAUCCCGUACAUGGUGUCCCCUCAGGGGAAGGUGUUUGCCACUGAUGCUUCCACCAUGAAGGGGAUCCAGGAACUGAUGCAGCCUAGCUUCAAGCUAGAGCCCCUGCUCACUCCUCUGGUGGACAGACUGGUCCAGAUUCUGGAUAAUGUCCAAAUCCACGCCAGUGAGUACUUCCGGGAGUCGAUCCAGCGGGAGAUCCGUCUGGCCCGAGAGCGCUUCACUGGCCAGACCCUGAGUCAGGAGCUGGGCCGCAUCCAGAAGAGGCUGGACACCGUGGAGCUCCUGAGCCCCGACAUCGUCGUCAACCUGCUGCUCUCCUACAGGGACGUCCAGGACUACGAUGCCAUGAUCAUACUGGUGGAGACCCUGAAUAACCUUCCCACGUGUCGAGUGGCUGCCCAACAGAACAUCCAGUUUCAUUACAUAUUUGCACUCAACAGGAGGAAUUGCCCAGGCGACCGUGCCAAGGCCCUGGCAGUCAUUCUGCCCAUCGUGGAGUCAGUGGUCAAAGUGGCAUCCGAUGUGUACUGUUUGUGUGGACGCAUCUACAAGGACACGUUCAUGAGCUCUGCGUUUACUGACGCACACAGCCGAGACCAGGCCUGCUACUGGUAUGGGCGAGCGUUUGAGGCUGAGCCCACACUACACUCUGGCAUCAACAGCAUAGUGCUCCUCAUGGCUGCAGGUCAUCAGUACGACACGUCAGCUGAGCUUCGCAAAAUCGGUGUAACACUGAGCAGUUUACUUGGGAGGAAAGGGAGUUUGGAGAAGAUGCAGAACUACUGGGACGUGGGUUUCUACCUCGGUGCGAGCAUCCUCACCAACGAGCACAAGAAGGUCAUUGAGGCCUCUGAGAAGCUCUACCGACUCAAGGCGCCCAUUUGGUAUGUAGCAUCCAUCAUGGAAACAUUCAUCCUGUACAAACAGUUUGCCAAACCUCCGGAGGUCAAGCACCCAAAGCAAGAGACCGUAGACUUCUGGAUGGAGCUGAUGGUUCAGGCCUGCAAGCCCACUGUCUCCACCGCCCGCUGCCCUGUUCUGAUUCUGGAGCCCAGUAAGGUGUUCCAGCCCACUAUUGUCAGUGUGAGCGAGGAGGACGUCAGCCGCACAGUGCAACUGCAGCACGUCACGCCUCUGAUGAAAGGUCUCCACAAGUGGACUUUCCCAGCCUCUGCAAUAAGGGGAGUGAGUGUUUCCAAGUUCGAUGAGCGGAGCUGCUUCCUCUACGUCCACUACAACUCGGACGACUUCCAGCUGUGCUUCCCCAGUGACACACACUGUAUGGGGUUCUGUGAGCUGGUGAACUCUCUGCGGCAGCAGGCCGUCGCCCCUGUGGAGGAGCCGAGCCCGCUGAGCGGGGGAGUGUUAGAGUACAUCUAUGAGACGAGCGAGAACAGCGAUAAAGUGGUCCUGGGAAAAGGGACGUAUGGAGUCGUGUAUGCCGGCAGAGACCUGAGCAACCAGGUGCGCAUCGCCAUCAAAGAGAUCCCCGAAAAGGACAGCACUUACUCCCAGCCUCUGCAUGAGGAGAUAGCCCUGCACAAGAGGCUGAAGCACAGGAACAUCGUGCAGUACCUGGGCUCUGUCAGCGAAGAUGGGUUCAUUAAGAUAUUCAUGGAGGAGGUACCGGGAGGAAGCUUGUCCUCCCUCUUGCGCUCGAAGUGGGGGCCCCUGAAGGACAACGAGGCCACCGUAGUUUUCUACACCAAGCAGAUCCUCGAGGGACUGAAGUACCUGCAUGACAACCAGAUCGUUCACAGAGAUAUCAAGGGGGAUAACGUCCUAAUAAACACGUACAGCGGAGUUCUGAAGAUCUCUGACUUCGGGACCUCCAAGCGGCUCGCUGGGAUUAACCCCUGUACAGAGACAUUUACAGGAACACUGCAGUACAUGGCUCCAGAGAUCAUAGACCAGGGGCCUCGGGGCUACGGCAAGCCAGCUGACAUCUGGUCCCUGGGCUGCACCAUUAUUGAGAUGGCCACAGGCAAGACCCCCUUUCAUGAGCUGGGUAGUCCACAGGCAGCCAUGUUUAAGGUCGGUAUGUUUAAGAUCCACCCGAAGGUGCCAGAAUGCAUGUCUGACGAGGCCAAAGGCUUCCUUGUGAGCAGUUUCGAGCCGGACCCGGACAACCGAGCCACGGCAUCCGAGCUGCUGAAGGACACCUUCCUCACAGCCAGCCCACGCAAAAGAGUCAAGCCCGAGCCCAUCCAGAAGGAAACUGCAGCUGACUACCACAGGAGCAUGUCUGUGCCCAUCUGGGUCCAUGUGGAGGAUGUGGAUGCCGAACCCACUGACCUGUCCUGCUCUUUGGACCUGCGCCGGACCAUGCCGGUCCUCCGGAUGGACGACAUCGCAGAGAGCCCGCCCAACACCAGCGGGUUCCUCCCGGUUCCAGAGGAGCCUGCGGGGGACCUGAGUAGUCCGUCUGGUUCCGGGGAGAACCUGGGCCUGUUCCUAUUGCGGAAGGACAGCGAGAGAAGGGCCACUUUACACAGAGUCCUUACUGAGUACAACGACAGUGUGGUGCGCAACAUACAGGACACGCUACCCCAGUCUGACAAUCCAUCCUUCAAUGUGGAGCACAUCUCUGAGCUGAUUGGCUGUUUGAGGGAGAACAUCCGUUCGCCCGACAGGAAGCACCUGACCAACAGCCUCUUGAAGUUGCGCAGCACCCUGCUCAAUGCUGCAGUAUCGCUCAAAAACCUGCAGGUGGUGCUCUUCAGCUUCCAAGACGCUGUGAAGAAGGUGUUACGGCAGCAGCAGGUGAAGCCCCACUGGAUGUUUGCUCUGGAUAACCUACUGAGAAAGGCAGUGCAGGAUGCCAUUACAGUGCUCCUACCAGAGCUGAAGCUGCAGCUGCAGUCCUCCUUUGAGAUGGAUGAGUCGCCCGGAUCCCCCGACGUGGAGCCCCAGACCCCCACCACCACAGACGCCCAGCAGGACAUUCCAGCCUCCCCGCUGGAGGAGGACCCCGUGUGGGAGAGCGCAGCCAGCUCCUGCCGCCUCACCGAGCUCCAGUCCGGCAGCUCUCCACUGGCCAGAGAGCUCAGCCAGCUCAGGCUAGAGACCAGGAGGCUGCUGACCCAGCUGAGUGAGAAGGAGAGGGAGUACCAGGAGCUCCUCAGGGACAUGGUGCAGAACAAACAGAAGCAGAUCGAUGCCAUCAGAGACAGACGAGCGUCAGCAUCCUCAGAGGCGAGUUCUGAGAACACGGGACUGGUGCGCUGGCUGAGAUCCGUUCCUGUGGACCAGGACUCCAUAGAUACACUCGUUUCUCAUAAGUUCACUUUGGAGUGUCUGCUCCACACAGCUUCCAGAGACGAUCUCAAGUACUGCAACAUAAAGGGGGGCAUGCUGUGUCGGAUCUGGGCAGCCGUGUCAAAACAGAGACAGUCUCGCCUCAGCACACACACAGAGGAGGGGGAGGACACACUUCUCUGAACAGUGUCCGCACUAGACCCUGCACUGUCUCUGGGGAUGAUAUUGGCUGGUCCAAUAAGAAUGAUGUGGGUCCAUUAAAAACACUGGGUCUCCUUCAUGAA